AUGCCCAAAUUACAAGAGACUGGCACAAAGGAUAUUAAAAAGAAAAAUAACCCAACGGAAUUCGCUGGACAAAAAGAGGGGGGGAAUCUCACCACUUUGGUAGAAUUCAUCCUGCUUGGCUUUGCUGAUGUUCCUGGCCUCCAGAAAUUUCUUUUUGGGAUGUUUUUGAUAAUCUAUAUGAUUAUCCUGAUUGGAAAUAGCCUCUUUAUCAUAAUAACCAAGGUGGACCCUUCCCUCCAGACCCCCAUAUAUUUUUCCCUUGGGAACUUUUCCUCCUUGGAAAUAUGUUAUGUGUCAGUCACUGUCCCUAGAUUGCUAGCAGACCUCUGUCGACAGAAUAGAAAUAUUUCCUUUCUGGCCUGUGCUACUCAAAUGUAUUUCUUUCUGGUCUUGGGGGCCACCAAGUGCUUCAUUCUGACUGCAAUGGCUUAUGACAGGUAUGUGGCCAUUUGUAACUCAUUACUCUACCCUCUCAUCAUGAACACCCGACUGUGUAUCCAAUCGGCAGCUGGCUGUUGGAUCAGUGGAAUUCCAGUACACAUAGGGUUCACCUAUCUGAUCUUCUCUCUACCCUUCUGUGGACAUAACCAGCUAGAUCACUUUUUCUGUGACAUACCUCCAGCGCUUAAACUAGCCUGUGGCAACACAUUUAUGAUUGAGAUGUUGAUUUAUGUGGUUGCUGUUCUAGUUGUCACUAUACCUUUUAUGUUGAUAAGUUGGUCUUAUGUCCAAAUAAUCUCAACCAUCCUGAAGCUGCCAUCAGCAACAGGGCGAGCCAAGGCCUUCUCCACUUGUUCUUCCCACCUUAUGGUGGUGGCUUUGUUCUUUGGAUCAGGCAUCAUUACAUACAUGAGACCAAAGUCUAGUCAUUCAGUAGGAGUGGACAAACGCCUUUCUCUUUUUUACACCAUUGUGACACCUAUGUUUAACCCUAUGGUAUAUUGUUUGAGGAACAAAGACAUCAUGGUAGCAAUGAGAAAAUUUCUAUCAAAAUGGAUUGUGUUAUGA
Messenger RNA from Loxodonta africana (African savanna elephant), 1008 nucleotides. RefSeq names its product olfactory receptor 10AG1-like. The transcript has 2 exons. Lineage: Eukaryota; Metazoa; Chordata; Mammalia; Proboscidea; Elephantidae. The coding region runs from base 1 to 1008 and encodes 335 amino acids. Gene Ontology annotation, cellular component: plasma membrane. Gene Ontology annotation, molecular function: G protein-coupled receptor activity; olfactory receptor activity. The record is from RefSeq and is a predicted model, not a curated record. Gene Ontology annotation, biological process: detection of chemical stimulus involved in sensory perception of smell; G protein-coupled receptor signaling pathway.